CCUCGUACCUCGUACAUACACCAUAUAUAAGUGCAUGCGUGCAUCUUUCUUCCUCACACCAUCUCAACUCUCACUCAUGGCUUCAUCCAUCUUUCUUCCGCUGAUCCUAUUUCACUUACUUUUAGCAACCGAACCCACGUCUUCUGCUCGAAUCCUUCUAACUCGUGUUUCCAGGCCCAAAUACACUUCAACAAACUCAUUGAUGAAUAAUCCCGAAUAUUAUUCCCCUGGAAGAUAUCCCUUGAUACUUUCCAAAGACGUGUACGCCAUGAGCCUAGCCAUCGGGACCCCACCUGUAAAAUUUUCGGCCAUCAUGGAUACAGGAAGCAACCUCAUAUGGACAAAGUGCAAGUCCAGUGGUCCAAACUUUUUUGACACUAGUAUGUCCACAUCUUUCUCUAGUUAUGUUGGUGAUACUUGCGAGGAGUGGGGGGUUGGUCAAGAUUGCCCACAGAAGUAUGAUGAUGGUAAGUCGGUAAAUGUAACUUUGGGCCAGGAGACCUUAACCAUUGGGGACGUGAAGGUUAACGAUGUUACUUUCGGCUGUGGGAUAACAGAUGACGAGAAUUUUGGGUUUGAUGGAAUAGUAGGAAUGGGGCCUGGGAAGUUGUCGUUGGUUUCGCAGUUAAGAAGUCGUGUGUUUUAUUAUUGUCUAGGUUCUAGGUUCGACCCGACCGCAAGGCGUGUUUUGCGAACAGGGUCUAUACCAAAUACUUAUUCUUCUGUCCAAACUACGCCUUUAAGGACCGACGAGUCAAAUUACUACAUCAUUCUUGAAGGUAUCUCAGUAGGCGAAACUAAACUUCCGAUUACAGACACUGAAAUCGCCAAAAGUAACAAAGAUAAAGGGAUGGUCAUUGACUCAGGUACGACCUUCACAUACUUGGAAAAAAGUAUUGUUGAUAUGAUUAGCAAUGAGUUCAUGAGCCAAACAAAUCUUAACAUGUCUGGAAGUGAUAACGUAACGAAAUAUGGUCUUGAAAACUGUUUCAACUAUCAAGGCUAUGAUAAUGUUGAAUUCCCAAAAGUGGUUUUUCAUUUUGAGGGUGCAAAUUGGGAGUUGAAAAAAGAUAAUUACAUUUACCAAAAGGAAGGUGGAGAAGAGGGGUGUUUGGCCUUCAAGAGCAAUGAUCAAGAGAAUGACAAAUCUGCUAUUUUUGGAAACAUACAACAACAGAACAUGAUCGUGUCUUACGAUCUUGACAACUGUAAUCUGUCAUUUGUGCCUGCAGACUGCAAUCAAAUGUGACACUGAGGGAUUGGCUUUUACCCUUCACGUUAACAAAGUGAUUUUAGAUUGAAAAUCCGCUAUUAAUUAAUGUCCUUUCUUUUUCUAGCUAGCUAGCUAGCUAGCUCAUCGAUUAUAAUUUUCAUAUGUUGUUCAAAAAAAUAUUGAAUGAUGUAUUUGUUUGUAAACGAUUGUGGGCUUACAUUUCAUAUGUUGUUCAAAAAAAUAUUGAAUGA
Messenger RNA from Helianthus annuus (common sunflower), 1464 nucleotides. Its product is annotated as aspartic proteinase nepenthesin-1. Gene Ontology annotation, biological process: proteolysis. Gene Ontology annotation, molecular function: aspartic-type endopeptidase activity. The transcript has a single exon. Lineage: Eukaryota; Viridiplantae; Streptophyta; Magnoliopsida; Asterales; Asteraceae. The record is from RefSeq and is a predicted model, not a curated record. Gene Ontology annotation, cellular component: extracellular region. Bases 35 to 1249 code for a protein of 404 amino acids.